AUGGCCAAUCUAUUGCCAAGCGAGAAGCUCCAGGAGGAGCGGUUGAUCCGGAAAUUGCGUGACUAUCAGCGUGCUAACCAGCCCAACAAGCGAUGUUUCGAUUGCAAUGAAAUGAUGCCGCAAUAUAUCUGUCUCGAUUUUAAUACAUUCGUCUGUACUGCUUGCAGUGGCAUCCAUCGAGAAUUUGCACAUCGAGUCAAAUCCAUUUCCAUGUCCAAGUUCACGGAGAGUGAAGUCAAGACCAUGAUAAACCACGGCGGGAAUGAGGCAGCUCAAAAGUACUGGAGGAGCAAGCACGACCCGAGCUUUCGUCCAAGUGGAGGCAACGACGGCGAGCGCACGCGCAACUUUAUUCGUUUGACGUACAUUGACCGCAAGUGGGUGUACGAGUCUCCACGCCGUGCUAAGGAUCAAGAACGUGAGCGAAAAUCGAAAAGCAGCAAGAAGAAAGAGAAGAAAAGUAACAGUGAUGAUGACUUAUUUUCGUCCAGUUCGAAACCUGCCAAGUCUACCACUGAAAGCGGGUUUGGUGACUUUUCCAAUUUCGAAGGCAGUAGUAGAACGGCAGCUACAGUGCAGUCGUUUGGCGAUUUCGAUACCUUCAGUAGUUCAGCCCCUGCGAAAAAAGCUACUGAAGAUUACACAGAUUUUGGUAAUUUUAAAGGAUCAAGUGCAGCUCAAAAGAUAACAUCAAAGACGACUCCACCCUUGCCAGCGCCGAAGUUUGCCUCGUUCAAGAUUGCGCCACCACCUGGAUCCGACUUUUCUGCGUCCAGUGUUAGUGCGAUACCCGCUACGGAGAAUCUCAUGGGUCUUAGUGCGCCGAAGCAGGGUGACAAUCCGUUUGAGUUUGAUGCUCCAGCACCAACGACCGAACAAUCAAGCCACCCAGCUCCGGUAGCCUCAUCUUCGUAUAAUUUUGAUGCCCCAACACCAUCCAGUCACGCAGAAAGUCGCCCCACUUCGGCAUUACUUGAUCCCUUUAGCAACAUGGCAGCCGCAGUUCCGUCAACACCAGUACCAGCCCAUCAGAAUGUUUCGCCUUUUGAUGCAUUCAGCACUCCGAAAGUAUCAUCACCUCCGGCGUUUGAUGCGCUCAGCGCCCAAUCGCCUGCAUCCACGGCGAGCAGCAACGUAUUUGAUGCAUUUGGUGGAGGUGAAGACGCCUUCAAAGAUUUUACCCACUCGUCAAGAACAAGUUCGGCCAACCCGGUGUUGGAUCCAUUUGCCACCGCAGCUGAGAAACCUGUUUCUGCUGCUGCCUCCGCUGAUCCAUUUGCGGCUUUUGAUGGUAUGCAGCAAAGCAAUAGUGCUGCAUCGACGCUUGGCAGUGCAGCUCCUACACCCGACUUUGGUCCAUCAACAGGCUUCCCAGGGGGCAACAGUGUCAGCCAGCAGCAAGCUGCGAUGAAGGGUCCGUUCGGGUUUGCAAGUGCUACAAUUAACAACAGCGGGUUUCCUACAGCUCAGCAGCCACAAUACCAUCCUGCAGCUCAGCAGCCGCAAUACUAUCCUGCCACUGGUGCAACUAGUCAACCGUUUGGUGGGUUUUCACAGCAGCAACAGCUCCAGAAUGCCUUUGGUCAUCAAAUGCAGCAGCAGUCAAUGCAAUCAUUUGUCCAAGGACAACCACCACAAAACCAGCAGCAAUGGUAUGGACAACAACAAGGAUUUCCUGGGCAGCAGCAGCCGACGCACUUGACUGGACAUCAGUACGCCGUGCAGUUUCCACCUCGCCCAGCUGGAGGCGCUCCUCCUGCACCGAUCACAGUAAAGACCCCGGCAUCAGCGUCUUCGAUCAACGACCCUUUUGCCUCACUCAGCAUCGGCAACCUAGGAUUUGGUGGCUCGAGCAACACUACUACAACCCACACAGGUUCAGGUGGGGGAGCUUCUUUUGCACCUUUUGCACCUGCAAACCAACCCGGGACAAUUAACUCAUUUGGGAACGCCCCAACAUCCUCUGGAUCCAUCUCCUACGCACAGCCACAAGCUCGAGCGGCGGUCUCGCUUCCUCAGCAGAAUACUACCACGUUUGCAGAUCCUAAUGCGUUCGCCGACUUUGCGGGUGCGCCAGGUCCAGCUCCAUCCCAGACGUCAGCCUCUUCAGCUAACCCUUUUGACUUGUUUUGA
This is a messenger RNA of Peronospora farinosa, 2133 nucleotides long. The record is from the annotation of a GenBank genome assembly. Lineage: Eukaryota; Oomycota; Peronosporomycetes; Peronosporales; Peronosporaceae.